AUGUGCGAUGCCCAGCGUCCCAGCUGUUCUCAAUGUAUCAAACAUGGGCACGUUUGUCCCGGUUACGAAAAAGACCUUAUCUUUGUCAACCAAACCACAGUAACCUUGCGUGGUCGAGACCAGGAUGAAAAACCCUCCAAGUUUGCCUCAAGGAGGUAUCAGCGCUCCGAUCGAGUAGCCAUAAAACCGGAGCAAAGCCGGAUACAGUCUUUGACCUCUCUAACCCCCAACCCUCAGCAAAUUAGCCCUAUAGAAGCGAGAGCUAUCGAUUUUUUCAACCGACGUGUCUCUCGAACGCUGGCUGAGCCCCACAGCUCAUAUUUCUGGACAAAUCUUGUCUUGCAGCUGGGACGCUCCGAGCCGGCUGUGCGCCAUGCCAUUGUUGCCAUUAGUUCGAUCUAUGAGAAAUACAAUUGCGAAAACGAGGAGCUGCUUCUAUCAAAACGAAAUGAGGUUGCUCUACAGCAUUACUCCGCUGCCGUCACGCGGCUUCGGCAGGUCAAGGAAUCAUCUACCAUUUUAGUAGCAUGUGUGCUAUUCAUCUGCCUCGAAGUCAUCCUAGGCAAUCGAGACCAAGCAAUCACGCACACGCGGCACGGCCUCGAAAUAUUGAGAACGGUGGAUAAAACGACUAGGAAGACGCUGACACCAAUCUUCCAACGCUUGAAAGUCAUGGUUCUCAUGUUUGGCGUGCAAACCCCGCCGAUCCAGGGGUUCAGCGCAUACGAGCGGCCGACAACCUUUGCUACAACAUUUCAAGAUGCGGAAGAGGCCCUUGAAGAGCUGCUGCCGCUUUCCCUCCAGUUUGUUCGUUGUGCUGAUGAGUAUCGUUUCGGCGAACUAGCUACCGAAUCUGCUCCGUCCGACUUACUUGGUCAACAGGCAAUUCUGGCGAAAUCGAUAGAUAAUUUGCAGGACUUGAUGGGGAACCUACGGGAGAACUUUCCACAUAUGGGAGACGCCGAUGCCAGAUACUCUUCGUUUGUGCUCCGUGCAAAGUUUUGCCAGAUAUGGAUUGCGACAGCGUUGGAGAAGGACGAGAUGCAGUUCGACGCUUGGAUGGACACGUUUCGUGAGAUGAUCACCCACACAGAAAUACUCGGCCGUACGAUACAAAGACAAAAGAGGAGCAGGAUCGGUCCGGAGAUUCGAUUCGAAAUUGGUUUCAUCCCGCUGGCGUAUUUCAUUCUCAUGAAGUGCCGGGAUCGGUCCAUUAGGCUGAAGGCCCUGCGGCUGAUAACGGAAUACGGCACAUCGCGAGAGAGUUUCUGGGAAAAAGACAAGUUGGUUACGGUCGGAACACGCAUCAUCGAAAUUGAGAACAAGGUCAAGCUGAAUGGGGGUGACCAAAUACUCAGCCUUUCCGCACCAGGCCACCUUCCAUCGGUCGAGGACAGGGUCUGGGAUACCACAUUCAACCCAAAGAGAAUGAUCGCCGGGGAAUAUGAGGGCCAGAUGGUGACUGGGGCGCCAAUGGGAUUCAUUAUGCGCAAUGGUGAUGGUCGGUGGUAUGUUCGGCAUGAAUUCAUCGCUCUUGGAGCUUUGACCAAUGAAAACAAAAAGCCGAGAUUUGUACAAUUAGACGAGACCAUUAUCGAAGACUUGGCCGGUUCUACAAUCGCGCGCUCCAAAUGCCCAAUGAGCUGA
Messenger RNA from Clonostachys rhizophaga, 1647 nucleotides. The record is from the annotation of a GenBank genome assembly. Lineage: Eukaryota; Fungi; Ascomycota; Sordariomycetes; Hypocreales; Bionectriaceae.